AUGUGACUAUUUUCGAUCCUGUCCUAUUUCUGGCAUCACCCACGUAUCUAAUAAAUCAUAAUAUCUAUGAAUUUUAUAUCGUUGCGUGUGUAAUGCCGUUGCGCAUAUAAACAUUUUAUUUAAUUAAACUCGAUGGAUGGCCGUAACGCUUCGUCUAAGGUUUAGAAGCGAGUGGCAAUCUUAUGUGACCUUGUCUAAGAAGAAAUUCAUUACUAUGCCAUGGCGGUACAACUGUUCAUCUAUAAAACAUAAAGUAAAUGAGCAUGUGGAGACAGCAAUAAAUAGAGCUGUAAUUGAGCACAGAACAGAAGAGAUAAUAGAUCAAAAUAAAGAAAACUAUCCACCCUCAGAAUCACAAUCCAUUGAUGUAGGACUGUAUAGUUCUAUGAUCAAAAUAAUAGAAAGAAGAGAUAAUAAAAUGAUCAACCAAGAACAUAUACUGAAGAAUAAAAAACAAGAAAUAUGUUGGUAUGUUAUAAAAUGCACUUUUAUUUUUAUUGUUUCUUAAUAAUGUUUGAUAUAUCAAUUCAGUGAAUCUUAAUAAUACUAUUGAAUUAAAAUAGAAAACACUUAUUAGAAAUGUAAUAUUAUCAAACUAUUAGAACAUAUGCAUUGGCCAUUUUAUCAAAAUUUUAAGAAAAAGAUGACCAUAAUAUUA
This is a messenger RNA of Solenopsis invicta (red fire ant), 658 nucleotides long. RefSeq lists its product as uncharacterized. The record is from RefSeq and is a predicted model, not a curated record. NCBI's taxonomy places the organism in Eukaryota, Metazoa, Arthropoda, Insecta, Hymenoptera, Formicidae. The transcript has 4 exons. The coding region runs from base 137 to 508 and encodes 123 amino acids.